AUGCCUGCAAAGAAAAGAUCCUCCAAGUCUGCUAAUGAUUACUUCCCAAAAAGGCCAGCAUUGGUGCAAUCUUCAGCAGCAUAUCAAGAGCUGGACCUAGAGACUUCAACAUUGCUAGUAUCUAGUAUGGUAGAUUUGACUGGUGGUCCUUCUCCAGGUAAUGACACUGUCCAUGAUGACUCUGGUGACAUGAAUACCAAGCCUGUACUCAACCCAGCUCAUAUCAUUGCACCAAUUCCUUUCCCCACCCCAGCUGUGGAGAUCAGCACCUUUUGUCCCUUUUGGCGCAAGAAGGUGAAGAUGACUUGGCCCAUGGCCAUUGUCAAUCUCAACCUUAAGUCCAUGAAGGAUGACUACCUGACCAGAAUAGUCAUACUUGAUACUGGAAAUCACUUGGGCCUAUACUCACCUUGCUCUAGCAGUGUUGUCAACUAUGUUCUGGCAAUUGAAGGAUCUGGCACCUUGCCAUCCAUGAUAUCCAACACUAGACUGGUGUCUUUGGACAUACCAAUGUUUGGUGCAUCUUGGAAUGCUGUCAAAUUGGCAAGGACAUUGCAGAAGUUCGAGUGUUUGGAUAUGAGUUCAGAUCCUGUCCUACUCCAGGGUGUUAGCCAAUGCUGGUGGACAUGUCUGUUAGGACUGAUGAAAAAAACAAACCAAGAAAGUGACCAAGGUGAUGGUGCCUCAGCUCUUCUGGCACUAUUUCUCCCCUCUAAUGACCUCCAAAACUAUUUUGUCGAGCUCUCCAACAUUGCUAAUACCAGAAAUGUUUCUGCCCAGCAAGCAAAAGCUAGAUUUGAUGUUAUACGUGUUCUACAUGAGAUGGAGGUAGAUGAAGGAGAGGACCAGGCAGACGGGAAUGAGGUGGCUGAAAACAAGGCUGUGGAAGAUCCAGCUCUGGGAGAAGGCCCAUGUAGUACUCUCAUAGAUAUCAUGGUGCAGGCCACUAAUUGCCUUGGUGCAAUCUCUCUCCCAAUGCCAGAGAUGGAUGGAGGGAACUGUUUAUGCCAGAUGCUCGAUUUGCUGAGGAAGAAGGUCCAUCGAACUCCAGGUGGUUUCAAAAUCAAGAUUGAGAACACAUACUUUUUGUUGCAAUGGGAACUGAAUGGGCCGCUUCUAGAGGCUCCUGAGUGACCAAAGAUGAUCAGGAC
Molecule: messenger RNA, 1151 nt
Organism: Suillus clintonianus
Lineage: Eukaryota; Fungi; Basidiomycota; Agaricomycetes; Boletales; Suillaceae
Exons: 9
Coding region: 1-1134 (377 amino acids)
Source: RefSeq, a predicted model, not a curated record